CACAGGCCGCCGGUGAGCGCUGCUGACGCCAGUUCCUUUGUGUCUAGCCGGCAGGCUUGAAGAGGGUGCUUACACUGACUGCCAGGACCAGAGGAGCGGCCCCUUUAAAUCAGCGCCCAGUGGCAGUGGGAGGCGGUACAUCAUGCCCUUUGACUUUAGGAGGUUUGACAUCUACCGGAAGGUACCCAAAGACUUAACACAACCCACCUACACUGGCGCUAUCAUUUCCAUUUGCUGCUGUUUCUUCAUCACUUUUCUGUUCUUGUCAGAGUUGACUGGAUUUAUUGCCAGUGAAAUUGUCAAUGAACUGUACGUAGAUGACCCCGAUAAAGAGAGUGGGGGUAAAAUAGACGUGAGCCUGAACAUCAGCUUACCCAACCUCAACUGUGAAUUGGUGGGGCUGGAUAUUCAGGAUGAGAUGGGCAGGCAUGAAGUUGGACACAUAGAUAACUCAAUGAAAAUCCCACUAAAUAAUGGGAAUGGAUGCCGAUUUGAAGGACGCUUCACUAUAAAUAAGGUGCCUGGAAAUUUCCAUGUAUCUACACACAGUGCCACAGCUCAGCCUCAGAACCCUGACAUGAGCCACUUCAUUCACAAGCUGGGCUUUGGAGAUACUUUACAGGUUACCAAUAUUCAUGGUGCGUUCAAUGCCUUGGGAGGAGCAGACAAACUUGCAUCCAAUGCAUUGGCUUCUCAUGACUAUAUAUUAAAGAUCGUCCCAACCGUAUAUGAAGACUUGAGCGGGAAGCAGAGGUUUUCAUACCAGUACACUGUAGCUAAUAAGGAAUAUGUAUCAUACAGUCACACAGGAAGAAUCAUCCCUGCCAUCUGGUUCCGGUAUGACCUGAGUCCCAUCACAGUAAAAUAUACAGAAAGGCGGCAGCCUAUGUAUCGAUUUAUAACCACGGUAUGUGCCAUCAUUGGUGGAACGUUCACUGUAGCCGGCAUUCUGGAUUCUUGUAUUUUUACUGCAUCUGAAGCCUGGAAGAAAAUUCAACUGGGAAAAAUUCACUAGGAACGGUUUGUCAUCUCCUGCCACCAGCCAGAGCACAUGGAAGAUAUUGGAGAAGCAUCAAUUUAUAAGGAAAUGUAUACCGUAUUUUGUAGUUUUCAUUGAAGAAAAGACAUGACUUGUCAUUUAUCUCAUUUCUGGGUAUAUCGUCAUAUAGGGACUUUUUAGAAAAUUCUAGAAAUACUAUGACAUUACUCCAGGAGCCCCUUUUAAAGGUACUAAGUGUCUAUGGAGGUAGCCAUUUUUUCAGCUGAUCAAUAAUCUCAUAAACUUGUUGCCCAUAGUCCUAAUGCGUUACUAGAUUCGGAUGAUCCUAUAAAAUGGUUGCCUCCCUUGGAGGAAAUAGGCCAUUUGGCCUCCUCUCAGAUUCUGUAUUUGAUCUGGACUCCCCCGCAAGCACUUUAUAAUGAAGUCCCAGUUCAGAUCUGUGCAAAACGUAUUUUGUGCCAAGACCAACCUAAAUAAUCCCAUAUCCUCUCUAGGUAGUGCUUUCGGUCACAUCGCAUUGUACAUUGACUGUUUUUGUUCUAUGAGAUUUAUCCCGUGAUGCAUAUUUUAGUAUUUAUUUUCCUGGUCAUGCUAAUAGUUGAUAUUGUCUGUUACUUCUUGAUAUCUUAUUAAUAUAUCCGAUCAAAUUUUGGAUAUCCUAAUAGAUGUUGGGUGAAAACAAAGAUGAAGGGUUUCAACAUGCCUAUCCUUUAUCCAAGUAUGAGAUGAGGUAUCCAGCAGCAGAUUAUCUUCCUUACCCCAUGAAAUAAGCCUGCCCCCUCAACUGAACAUGUAUAUGGGGAGGGUCAAGAGAGAGAGAGCGGUUUGGCCAUCAGCUCCAACCUCCUCGUAAACAUUCUUGACAAGUUUAGCUUAUCUUAUGUGUCUGGCCAAAUUAGAAAAGUGACCAAAUGUGGGGCCUUCUGUGUCUUAGUGUUGAUACUUCAAAAUAUAAUAUAGGAAAAAGGGACUUCUGCUAACACUUUUUUACUGUAGUCUUGUUCCAUAUCUGUAGUAACAGUUUGUUCUUAGCACACCUUGGGUCAUAUGCUGCUGCCCACCAUGGACAGUAUCCAGAUGACCUCUACUUGUAAAUGCAGCAUUUCUUUUUAACUAAAAGGUUCCCAUAGCUUUUAACUAGUAAAGCUGCUGUUAAAAUAUUAGAUGGAAAGUUAAUCUAUUUUUACUUCUGCAUCCAGAGUUUAUUUUUAACCGAUUUUUCAUAAAAGCUAGGGUUUCCAUUUUGACCUAUUGUAAAACAGUACCACAAUAAGGCUCUUCCUUCAUAGGAGCGUGAAAAUGGAAAUAAGAGUGCUAAGUCUGUCCUACUGUAUGAUGGCCACCAUUCCCAUCAUGAUGUCAGUCAUUUCAAAGAAAGAAUAGCGCAGCAUUGUAGUAUUUACUAAAACAGACAUGUUGGGGGAGCUGAUGGAUCCUUCUUGAUGUAAAGUUUUUCUUGUUUUUAUUACAAUAAGCCAUUAAGAGAAUGGGAAGCAUAGGGCAUCAUGUCUAAACAGUGAAACCUCAUCACAAUCAAUCAGAUUCCAGCUCUCAUCUUUAAUGGGGAAGCAGUGAUCUGAAUGGUUGCUAUGGGAAAUAUUGAAACUUUUCUAAGCAAGUUAUAGUGUAAUAAACCCUACGUGAGUGGUCUUUGCAUAACUGAACAAGGGCCAUCCUCAGUAAAUAUGUCUGCAGGCUUUCCAUAGAAGGCAUCCCAAGUACAUCCUGUUGGAGCAGAUCUAAGGAUUAGAGCAGGAUCAAUUUCAUAGUAGCUGUAUCCUAUAUUAGGGACCAACUUAGUGCAUGUCAGAUGUUCUAUCUAUAGUUCUGUGUAUUUAAUUACAUAUCUAAAAGUGUCCGGCGACAACAGGGUUCAUUUUACUAAACACAGCCAUGCUGCAGACAACUGGCAAUAGCCCUAGGUGACUGACCAUUGCACUUGAAUGGACCCUGGUUUGUCACGUAACAUUGUGCAUUCUGAAAACCAAGGAGAACUUGUUAAGAUCAAACAUAUGGGAGUCUGACAUUCGGCAGCUCUGUCAUAACAGACAAUAAAAGUGCCACACAUAAAGACAGCAGCACAAGAUUCUGCGUAGAGACGGUAUCUCAUAAGCCGAUAGUAACUCACACGAAUUCUAUUCAGUCAUAAUCAUGUACCAUCUAUUGAAUCACUACAAGUUUGUAUCGACUGCAUUCUCAAAGUGCAGGCUGAAACUGAAGCUUUGACCGCCUUGGAAAAUCCACUAGAUGCCACCAGCCACUCUCCUGCUCUGCAUCAUUAGUUCGUUAACCAUUGACUAGGGCUAGAAGAUCAAUUUUGUAAUAAAACAACUACCUGCUGUCCCACAACGUUUUUUAGUUUACGGUCAAAGGCACCAAAUGUUGACCACAAGAUCAAAACUGACCAAAGGUCACACUCUAUGGAAGUCAGGGACUUGAUGUCUUGGUGGAGAUAUUGAUUAAAAGUUGCACACUCUUGGAAAAAGAACACUAAAAAGUAUUAAAUGGCCGUUUUCUAACUGUUCAGUUCAACAAAAAUUCCCAAGAGUCUCUGAAGAAGCACUCCGGGAUUUUAUUUCUUUAGCUAUAUAGUCAAGGAUAGACCAUUAUUAAAGAUCAGGAUAGAGUAUCUUGUUUAUGCCUUAUGUAUACCAGUUUUAUUUGAUGUGUAAUUUGUGGGUUGUCAUCCGUCUUGUUUCCUUCUCCUCUUGGAUAUGGUUUUUCUAAUGAAACCUACAUUUCCCAUCAUACCUGGCUAUGCAAAGAUAGAGGAGGCAGAGGCUCACCACACUGCAAUGCGCUGUGUAAGGGCAGCCAUGACGGAUAAGUGACACAGAACUGCUAUUCCCUCAUACUGCAGGGCCUCCAUGUUCCACUAUGUGAUGUUGCUUAAAGAGGAC
Messenger RNA from Bufo gargarizans (Asiatic toad), 3900 nucleotides. RefSeq names its product endoplasmic reticulum-golgi intermediate compartment 1 (gene ERGIC1). Gene Ontology annotation, biological process: endoplasmic reticulum to Golgi vesicle-mediated transport; retrograde vesicle-mediated transport, Golgi to endoplasmic reticulum. The transcript has 10 exons. The coding region runs from base 143 to 1015 and encodes 290 amino acids. The record is from RefSeq and is a predicted model, not a curated record. Lineage: Eukaryota; Metazoa; Chordata; Amphibia; Anura; Bufonidae. Gene Ontology annotation, cellular component: endoplasmic reticulum membrane; COPII-coated ER to Golgi transport vesicle; Golgi membrane.